GUAUUUUUACUCUGAGUGGAAGCUGUAGCUGGUCUGCUAGGAUGGCUCGCAUGUUCAGGUUCUCAGCUCUGGCUCUGCUGCUACUGUCUGCCUGUUGUUGGGCCGACAAUGAGGCAGAGGACAUUGCAGAGGAGGACUCAGGGGAGCUUUCUGUCUCUGAACUUCUGGAGAGAGCCAACAGUAAUCUGAUCCGUUCUGCUGAUGAUCCCAACCUGAUUGAAGGAGACAUCGCCAUUGACAGCGCGGCCGAGAAAAACGCCGACCCCUGCACCAGCAAAAGCUGCAAGUGGGGCAAGCUGAAUGAUGGGAAAGUCUACGUUCCUUAUUUCAUCAACAAUCAAUUCUCCUCCCGUGAGAAGGCCAUCAUCACCCGAGGACUGGAGUCUUUCUCCUCUGUCUCCUGCAUCCGCUUCAGACCCACCAAAAGCAGCGACCGCGACUGGCUGAGCAUUGAGUCCAAGAAUGGCUGCUACUCCAUGGUUGGCCGUCGUGGUGGUAAGCAGGUGGUGUCUCUGGCCCGUCAAGGAUGCCUUUACCAUGGCACCGUCCAGCAUGAGCUGCUCCACGCUCUGGGAUUCAACCAUGAACAGACCCGCUCUGACAGGGACAAGCACAUCAAAGUCCUGCUGCAGAAUGUUGUUUCUGGAAUGGAGCACAACUUCAGGAAGAUUGCAACCCUCAACCAGGGCACUCCCUAUGAUUACAACUCUGUCAUGCAGUACCACAGGACUGCCUUCUCCAAGAACAACCAGCCCACCAUGGUCCCUAUCCCUAAUCCCAACGUGUCCUUUGGCAACGCUAAGGAAAUGAGCCGCAAUGACAUCGCCAGUUUAGCUAGAACAUCGUUCCGCAUUGCCGAAGACUACCAGUCAGAGAUUGACGAGCAGCUCCGCUCAAAUGUGCAGUCACCCACCCAGUGCCUUCGGGAUUUUGCUUACGAUAAUAGAGCACUCUGCCUGAAGUGGAGACCAGACAUGGCCGAUGACGAGAUUGUGCGACGCAUCCUCAGUGCAUGUAAUCCAAGGUUGGCCAGUGGGCUGCAUUGCAUCGUGUCUACUGUGGACCAGGUGGUCAACAUGGGGUCGCUUAUUGGUGCUUACCCAGCACCAACAGAUCUGAAGAGUCUCCUCAAUAACCUCAAGAAAAAGGGGUCAAUUGGGAGUGGAAUGCGCAAUGUCAGGCUGCCUUUGAACACCUUAAAGAGCUGCUACUGUCUUCACCGGUGCUGGCUUAGCCGGAGCCACACUCAGGCUUUCAGGUUCAUUGGGACUCCAGUGAUGUGGGGCUGGGGGCGGUCCUGA
This is a messenger RNA of Micropterus dolomieu (smallmouth bass), 1301 nucleotides long. Its product is annotated as low choriolytic enzyme-like. Gene Ontology annotation, molecular function: metalloendopeptidase activity; zinc ion binding. NCBI's taxonomy places the organism in Eukaryota, Metazoa, Chordata, Actinopteri, Centrarchiformes, Centrarchidae. The record is from RefSeq and is a predicted model, not a curated record. Gene Ontology annotation, biological process: proteolysis. The coding region runs from base 42 to 1301 and encodes 419 amino acids. The transcript has 9 exons.